UCAGGAAGAGAUGGUCGAGAUGGACGAGACGGGAUUCAAGGAGCAAAGGUUUGAAAAAAGAAGAAUUAUGUUUUGAGACUUAUUAGUAAGCCAUAGGAGUUCGGCAGGACGAAGGUUACGUACUUUCAAGAAUAACCCUUAAUCCCUUACUAUAGUAUGAAUUCUCUGCAAAGACCUCGGAGGGCUUACAUUAUUUUAAUCUUUUUUUUUUUUUUUUCAAAAACGUUUGAGGAGGUGGUGGCGGCUAGGAAGAGGGUGGCUUCUUCCAUUUGUUCUUUAACUGAGUGAAAACACCAUUUUGGUAACAAAAGCAAGAGGAAUUUAUACAAAAAGUCACCCCCAUACCUUUUUUGUGAAAUGGUGAUGACUCUGUUUCUGGUCCGGAGAUAUGGAGUGACAUUAUACAAAUUGCACCCUACUUUGAUCAAUAAUUUCAUUUAAUGCAUUUUUCAUCAUAUAAAUGGAAAGGUAGACACGAUAGAGCUAAUGGCUGAAGAAAAAAGUAUGUUUAAAAAAGUCGAAUCCUUAGUAAUCGCCCUUUAUCUUUAGAAUACCAACAAAAAUGAUUGUUUUUCGGCUUUGGUUUCUCUCUUAGAUUGUAAGUAAUAAAUCUACAAAAUAACCCACAAUAUCCAAGAACAACGAAGAUUUUAAAAAAUUAUUGAUAUUAUUCAUAAAACUUUUGUUAUCCAGGGAGAAAAGGGGAGUCAAGGGAACACUGGAAACGCCGGGAAAAACGGAGAAAAGGUUAGUGAGAAUUGUUGUUUCGAUGCCAGUCAUAACUUAAAAGUUCUAUCUAACAAGAAAUUGACGUUUCAUGUUAUACUACUAAGUUUUUUGUGGUAAGUACCUUACCUAGUCCCUGUAAGGUGUUUUCCCAGGCCUUUUCGGUUAAUUCACUUCAGUGACGUAUCCGAGGCGAACUUGGGGGAAACUCACUUCUUCGCUCAGACCACGUGACCAAAACGAAUUGGCUGUGCGGAGUAAUGAGACCUAGGGACGAGGCAAUUGUCCCCUUGAUCCCAAGAAUCUGUGACCCAGACCCCACCCAAUCCCGUAUAACUGAACUUCAGCCUCGUUCCAGGACUUUUCCAUUACAGUGGCGAACAGGUCCAGCCCCAAUCCCUUGUUUGAAAAGGGCUGCAAGAAUUCCACUAUUGUGGGAAGUUCAGCGUAAUGAUUCUUGCUAGUAUACCCAAAUUAUACUGAAUGUGCUGAACCAUCGCCUAAAGGUUAUAGUGCGAAACAUUCAUUUGCUUUAAGGUGUAGUUGUUAUUUUUUUUCGUCAAAAGUUUGUUGUUAACAGGGUUUCUCUCCAUUGUAGACUACCCACCUAUUCACGAUCUUGAAUAGGUCAGCUAAUGUGUUGAUGCUAGCUUUUUUCAAAAUGAUAAUCUUGAAAUAAAGCAAAGAACGAUAAAGCAAAAGCCGGAACUGAGGGAAACCUUACCAUAUUUUUUCCUGGAAAUUAAAUGUUUCAAAAGUGCUGAUUAUUCCUUAUUUUAAUAUUUGCUUGUCAGGGACAGAAAGGAAAAAGCGGUUUACCAGGAAAAUCCCCGAGAGGUGUAAUCAAGUUCGAAGACACUGAUAAGAAAUGUACGCCGAGUAUCGCUGGCACUGUUCGUUACAGUACUAUCCAGAAAACCUUGCAACUCUGCGAUGGAAAUGCUUGGCUGGAAGUACUAGCAGCAGGGAAAGGUCACGUGGCACAAAAACCAGGCCGCCAUUGUUUAGAUAUUUUAAAUUCGGGUGAGCUUUAGAUCGAAGUAAGGGCUCGUGUAAGCUGUCAUGUUCUGAUUACAAUUUCAAAACUGAAAAUGAUCGCGUCAAACUAGAGGACAUAGUUAGUAGAGAAGUUCACGCUCUAUUAACUUUGAACAAGUAGAUUCAUCUCUUUGAUUCCAUUGUAGGGUUUGGCAUCAUCACACAAAGGACAGUGCAAAGUAACACGUCAACAUUAAAAAAGAAACAUACACCCGUAGACAAACGAUCGUCACUCGUUUCCAUCCGCCAAACUGACAUUUUCCUCUCAGUGGCUCUAACAAGACAUUUCACUUUUCUUACGUAAAAUUUCUCUGUCUCUUGAAAUUUCUGCUCAUAAAAGUCUAAGUCUCUUUAAUUUUUAAGGGAAGAAAAAAUUCAGGAUGACAAACAACGAGAUUUUCCAAUUUUAAGCUUUUCUUGUUCCCAUUUAUUUUAAUCAGGUCAGAGCCGUGGUAGCGGGCUUUACUGGAUCGAUCCAAACGGUGGUUCAACAGAUGACUCGUUCCAAGCUUUUUGCGACAUGGACACUCAAAGUGGAGGCUGGACCCUAGUUGCAACAAAGGUAUCCCCAAGCUUCCUUUUCAUUAAAUCUCCUUUCUCACCAGUGGCCGCCAAAACUAAGAACGCAGACGCCGCGAGUCAUAUCCAUCCAAGUAUGGGGGACUGGGAAGAGGUCAUGUUCCGCUUUGCUGACGUUAACACCAUCCGGGUUAUUUACAACAGGAAGGCAGGCGCACCAAACAAUGACAAGGAAGAAUUCGACAAGUAUUUGAUGGGAAAAACUAUGAAUUUGAGAAAAAACGUGAAUGGAUUUUACAAGUACAGUCCAGCAGAUCAAAACAGAAAUCCCGCCGUGGGUUUUGCUACCAUAUCUGGCUGGCACUACUAUUCAAAUAAUGGGAUUUCAGAAGAUCAUGGGGGCACGGACAAGUGGCUUGACAUGUGGAAUAGUGCUGACGGCUCAAACAACUACAUCUCCUCCGAUGACAGCAGGGCGCGGGGCACCAAGUGUAUCGCGGGCUACUGUUAUCUGAACAAGCCAAUCUGGGUCAUGGUCCGCUAG
Messenger RNA from Porites evermanni, 2827 nucleotides. Lineage: Eukaryota; Metazoa; Cnidaria; Anthozoa; Scleractinia; Poritidae. The record is from the annotation of a GenBank genome assembly.